This is a messenger RNA of Mycena citricolor, 684 nucleotides long. The record is from the annotation of a GenBank genome assembly. NCBI's taxonomy places the organism in Eukaryota, Fungi, Basidiomycota, Agaricomycetes, Agaricales, Mycenaceae.
AUGAGCACUCCCACCGCCCCAGACCCGCUCGACGCGGACGCAGCGCUCGUGUACGACUACCACAGGCUGCACGAGACGCCCACGCCCAGCGACGCGCUGCUCGUGCUCUGCUCGCUCGACACACGCGUCGCGCACCACGCGGCGCAGCUGUACCUCGCCGGCCUUGCGCCGCUGCUCGUCUUCUCCGGCGGCGUCGGCGCGCUCACCGCGGGCAGAUUCGCGGCCUCCGAGGCUGCGGCGUUCGCGGCGGUCGCGCGCAGCCUGGGUGUUCCGGACAGCGCGAUCCUGCUUGAGCCGCACUCGUGCAACACGGGCGAGAACGUGCGGCUGACACACGCCCUGCUGCGGGACGCGGGUCUGCUUGCAGGGAUCCGCCGCGUGAUACUGGUCCAGAAGCCGUACAUGGAGCGCCGGACGUACGCGACGUUCGUAAAGCAGUGGCCUGGGAGCGAGAUUCAGAUCCAGGUGACCAGCCCGCCACUGGACUGGGCAGAGUAUCCCGACGCGGAGAAUCCGCGUGAUUUGGUAGUGAAUGUGAUGGUCGGCGACCUGGUGCGCAUCCGCGAGUACGCUGCGCUGGGAUUCCAGAUCGCACAGGAUAUCCCAGCUGAUGUGUGGGCGGCCGGACAGCGGCUCAUCGAAGCAGGUUACGACCAACACUUGCCGCAGACCACUUCUACAUAG